Messenger RNA from Lampris incognitus (smalleye Pacific opah), 1070 nucleotides. RefSeq names its product probable thiopurine S-methyltransferase. Lineage: Eukaryota; Metazoa; Chordata; Actinopteri; Lampriformes; Lampridae. The record is from RefSeq and is a predicted model, not a curated record. The transcript is spliced from 9 exons. Bases 98 to 799 code for a protein of 233 amino acids. Gene Ontology annotation, molecular function: thiopurine S-methyltransferase activity.
CCAGAAGUGAACUAGUUGACCAGUGUGUGUUCAUACGCGAGCGCGCCAGCGUGAAAGGACAGUGUUACUAUUGAAAAGUCGCUGUCAGGCAAACAGCAUGCUGGCAGCACAAGCGGAUCGGGUUAUGGCUUUGGGAGAAUGGGAGGAACGCUGGCAGGACGACAAAAUUGGCUUCCAUCAGCCACAUGUGCACAAGAUGCUGGAGAGCAACAUUGACAAAGUUCUCGCUGGACGGACAGGGGUUCGCUUCUUCUUCCCUCUCUGCGGGAAAGCUGUAGACAUGAAGUGGCUCGCAGACAUGGGCCACUCAGUGGUAGGCGUGGAGAUAGCUGAGAAGGCCAUCAGGCAGUUCUUUGAAGAAAACAACAUGACUUACAGUGAGGAGCCUGUCCCGACCAUACCUGGUGCAAAAGUUUAUAAGAGCUCGGAGUUAAAUAUCUCCCUGUACCAAUGUGACUUGUACAGUUUCUCCAGUUCAACUGAAGGACAGUUUGGGGCCAUUUGGGAUAGGGGAUCUCUAGUGGCCAUCAACCCGAAAGACAGAGAAAAGUAUGCCUCUCUCAUCAUUUCCCUGAUGGCCAAAGACUGCAGAUAUCUCUUGGACACUUUGCUGUACAAUCCUGAACUUUACAAAGGUCCUCCCUUUUUUGUACCCAAUGACCAAGUGCAGAGGCUGUUUGGGAACAGCUGUGACGUUGAGCUGCUGCAGUCAGCGGAUGCCCUGACAGACAGGCAGAGAGGCUGGGGGCUGGACUUCCUGACCGAAAACAUACACCUAAUCAUCCCAAAGAGCAGCUGAACACUGAACACUAUGUUUUGCAUAUAGAGAGUUUGUAAUAGAAGAUCUUGAUUUUCUUUCUUCUACCCUGUUUAAAAUGUAGUUCCUAAACAAUUUUUAAUGAUUACGCAUUACAUUUACUCUACUGAGUGAAAAUUAUGUGUCAAUGAUGUGUUUUGAAACUCCCUGUUGCUUUCUUUAGCUGACUUCAUGGAUUUCCUUUCCAUAGAAGUCACUUAGGUCAUUCAGGAAGGUUUGACAUUUCGAAUGAAGGAUUUAAUAAAGCUUUUUG